Alternaria alternata is the source of this 1194-nucleotide messenger RNA. RefSeq lists its product as hypothetical. Lineage: Eukaryota; Fungi; Ascomycota; Dothideomycetes; Pleosporales; Pleosporaceae. The record is from RefSeq and is a predicted model, not a curated record. The coding region runs from base 1 to 804 and encodes 267 amino acids. The transcript has a single exon.
AUGCGCACAUUCCUCGCUCCGCUCCUGCUUGCGCCGCUUGCAGCGCUCGCCGCACCAGAUGUCUUCGCCGACUUCGAACCAGCCGUUGCGCCAUUAGAGAACCCCGUAUACGAGGCCAUGGAGACAUCUCCCGCAGGCAGCGGCGCCGAAGUCCUCAAGCGACAAAACAACAAUGCAUGCGCAACCCAAUACUUCAACUGUGCUGGUCUCGGCGCCCCGGGACUCUGCUGCCCACGAACAGCCGUGUGCUCAGCCGACCAGGCCGGACAUGUAGCAUGCUGCCCCCAGGGCGCAGCAUGCACAGGAGCAAUUGGUGCCAUUGCCACGGGCGCAAAUCCCUCGGCCACAUCCACCGUCUCCUUCGUAAUCGCAUCCACAACAGGCGACAGCCCCUUCGUGCAGGAAACAAAUGGCGCAAACCACGGAAGCACGGUACAGAACCAAUUCUACCCUUUUCCGUACAUACCGACGACUUACUCCAACGCAGCUGCCUGCUCGUCCGCUUAUACAAGCUGCCAAAGUGAUGCUGCAAGCUGUACGACUGCUCUAGCCAACGGCGCGGCUGGCGUCACUAUAUCGGCACCCAACGGCGCCGGUGCCACCAUUACCGCAAUUCCGAGUGUGGGCCUCCAGUCUGCUCAGAGCAUCUGCUCGAGCUUGAGCAGUCUGGGAUGUUCGCAGCUUACUGUCGAGGCUUGUGCGGCUUUUGACGGUCAAGGAAACGCAGGCAUGAGAGCCCGCUGUGCCGAUUACCUCAUGACAGCAGGUGUUGCUGUCGGCAUCGCAGGACAGCUUUUGAGAUGAGCAAGAGAUGUAUUCGGGGCUUCGUUUCUUUGUCGAUAAUAUGGUCGAUGUUUACGUUAAUGAGACGAAAAUACGAUAUGUGCUUUGGCACAGCCUUACUUUUGUGGCUCUUUGCCUUUACAUGGCGUUCGUAAGGAGUUAAAUAGGCAUGGCAUGCGGCCGAUACCUAUGUCUGCUUGCAUUUGUAUAUGCCUUCAAUGAGAUUAUAUAAAUUUUUCCGAUUCUAAAUUGUUACACUGCCUCUGAUCCUUUUCCGUAUUAGAUCAACGUCCCGGUCAAGCUUACAGACCACGUCUUGCAUCGUCUCUACUCUGAUAUCGGCACGUCAUAACUCAACACUCUCGCCUGCGAACUUGUAAAGAGGACACGUUGAGAAUAAAAAGGAGCCGG